Messenger RNA from Nymphalis io (European peacock), 9815 nucleotides. Its product is annotated as mucin-17. NCBI's taxonomy places the organism in Eukaryota, Metazoa, Arthropoda, Insecta, Lepidoptera, Nymphalidae. The transcript has 7 exons. The record is from RefSeq and is a predicted model, not a curated record. The coding region runs from base 324 to 8471 and encodes 2715 amino acids. Gene Ontology annotation, molecular function: protein binding.
UCGAAACAGUAGACGAUAGAGAAGAAUCGCAACGCGUGGGUAGACGAGGGCGAGUGCAGUGUGCAAGUGCGUGCGGGUCGUGUGUCGCUGAAAGCUCGCGCUGCGAAGCCUCCGAGAACCGCGGCUUCGGGCGAGCGCCCGCCUCGCGUCAGUGCCGGCCCGGCCGUGCCGUAGGCAUCACGCUCCGCUAUAUAACAACACUAACUGUUUAUUGCUGGACCACUGUGUCACUAUACUCUAACGAAUAUCCUCUAAGCGACUCCGAGCUGCCUACAGAGUGAACGCGGAAAAUUUGUAUCUGAAAGUGAGACGGGUGGCGGCAGAUGGAUCGGAGGCGCGCGGCGGCAGCGCUGCUCGCGCUGGCCGCGUGCAUCGCGUGCUCAUCGGCAGCACCGACAUCUAAUGACCAGACUGCGUUAGAGAUAAUGGAUGGUCCGACUGAAGGAUGUUAUUACAACUUCCAGCAUUACGGAGAGGGCGACAGAAUUAUGACAAACGAACCCUGCCUCAACUGCACGUGUCAUAAUCGGAUGCUUAUGUGCUACUUAAGAGUAUGUCCAUUUACGAAGCCCAUUGGCCAAGAUUGUACAGUGGAGAAACGAGCCGACCAGUGCUGUCCUAUCGUCACAUGCCCUGACGUUCCAGUUGACUUACUCACAUCGACUUCGACAUCUUCGCCUGCUGAAUAUGGAACAACUGGAGUUGGAAAACUUGACAAAUAUGGUUGUAGUAUUAACGGAAAAUACUUCUCUGAAGGUGCUAAAGUACCAUCGACUCCAAAUAAACCUUGCGAACAUUGCUACUGUAUUCGCAAUAUGACGACGUGUGUUAUGCAAGAGUGUACUUUACAUGUUGAUGGCUGUACUCCUAUUUAUCAUAAGGACGUGUGCUGUCCAGUACGGUAUUCUUGUGAUCACCCAGAAGACGAAAUCCUUCUGCUGGACGAUAUGACCACGACUGUACGCCCGACGCCAGGGUUCUUACUGACAACUACUACAGUAAUGCCAGUUACGCAGAUAAGCCAAGAUUGCGUUCAUGAUAACCAAAUUUUCCCAGAUGGAACUUUAAUUAAAACGGAAAAAGCUUGUGAACAUUGUUACUGUAUGAAAGGAGACAUUGUUUGCGUAGUACAAGAAUGCGGAACACCUAUGGAAAAUGAAGGUAAAAAUUGUACUUCGCUAUCCCCACGUCAUGGCCAAUGUUGUCCAGAUACUUACAUAUGCGAAGGAGAUGACCAAGGUACUGAAUUAACCACUGAAAAUGUUGACCAGACUACACUACCACCUAGAAGAGUUGGAGUCGAAGGAAGUGGAUAUAGGAAUGAACCAGAUGAAUCUUUCACAGAGUUAACUCCAUUUGAAACAGAUAUUGAAGGCAGUGGUGAAGAUGAUACACGAGAUAACCAAGUGACCAAAAUAGAGGAUGUAAUUACUGAGAAAGUCACUCCUGAUUUUACCGACGAAAUUUUAUUAGUUACAACAGAAAAAAUAAAAAUAAGCCAAACUACUGAACAUGAUAAGGAUCAAAACACAAUCCUAGAUAUCAUUUCUGGUGACGAAACUACCGACCAACCAGAUGUUAUGACACAAACGACAGAAGCAAAUGUUGAAUUAGCUACCGUUAAAGAAUUAAUAACUACUGAUUCUGAUGAUUAUAAGACUGUGCACGGAUCAAUUUCUAAGGAAGAUGAAUUUAUAACUACUGAAUCAGCGUUCAGGAAAGAAGAUAAUAAUAUUGUUGCUGAUGAAAUUCUAACCGUCAAAGAACACGAAAAGUUACCAACUACUGUGGUUGAUUUAGUCGAUGAAACUACGUUCAAAGAUGAGCAUUUAUUGGAAGUUAGCACAGAUUUUAAUUUACAACCUGAGCGUCAAAGUACAACAGAGUCUAUAGAAAUAUACACUGAAGAUAUCGCAAUUGUAAAACAAAAAGAAACAACUACAGUAGACCAAUCUCAAUCAAGUACUACUAUAAAAAUUGAACCUGAUGAUGCACUCCCAGCAACUUCCGAAGAAACCAGUAUAACUACAGCUACUAUUGAUAAAAUAGAUACACCUGAAACCACUUCGGUCAACCCAGUUAUUAACGAAGUUGAUGACAAUAUUCCGAUUUCAUCCGCUCCUGGUCGAAUACCCGGAGAAGGAGACUGUUUAUUAAAUGGAAUAACAUACAGUAAUAAUACAAUUGUUCCCAGUACUAACAACUGCCAUACUAGUUGUAAGUGUACUAGCAGUAUAAUAAAAUGUGACCCAAUAAUUUGCAGUUCCCCACCAGAAUAUAUGGAAAAUAUGAGUGAUUGCCAACCCAUUUAUGAUUCUCCUGAUGCUUGUUGUCCAACAUAUGUUUGCAGUGCUAAAGAAACGAUUCCUCCAGAAUCUCAUAACCAAAUGUCUGGUACAGAAAGUCCUAAGCCUAUUGCUCCUGGCGAAUGCAGUGGUCAAGACUGCAUAUUAGAUGAAGAACAAAAAGCAAUUUCCGAACCACCAAGCAAGUGCACAACUGUCGAUUGCUUAAAUAAAACUUCGGAAAAACAAGAACAAAGUGACUGUGGCUUAAAUAAAUGUGACGAUCAGUCACAACAGCCUCCUAUAAAACAAGAUUGCUCCGAUAAUAAAUGUCAAGUUUUGCCUGUUGUUUCCUGUGAAGGAGACAAUUGUUUAACUGAGCCAGUAACUGAGAUAGGUACACAAAAAUUACCUGAUUCAGAAAAUACGUCGCAAUUAAUUUGUAAUGAAAAUGGUGAAUGCAAACAGGCAGAAGCGGACUGCAAAGAUGAUAUCUGUGAAAAACACGAAAUUCCUGAAACGGAAGUAAAGACUCCAGCAGAUUGUACAGAACCUGACUGCAAAACACAGGACAAACCAUCACUACCACCUAAAAAAGAACCAGUUACAGAUUUCACCACUGAACAAAUGUCGGUUGACAAAGUGACACAAAUCUCAUUAACUGAUUUAGAUGUUGAUACUGAAUACCCAGCUAAAACUAUUUUACCACUGCUGGAUGAGAACAUAUCAGAAAAUCCGACAACGGAAGUAGUGAUUCAGAAAGAAACGGAUGUUACAGACAAAUUCACGACAGUGUCAGAAACUUUAACGAAUGACAAAACUGAAUCCCCAACGGCCCAGAGUAUAACAGAAAAAACUGAAAUUUUGAUAAGCACAGAAAAGGCUGAUACAGAUACACAACCAAAAGACGAAUAUAUAAAAAUGACAGAACAAACAAGUGUCGAACAAGAUACCGAACUUUCGGAAUUACCCGACAGUAAAGAUAAGACAACUGAAGCCAUAGAAGCAGAUCGAAUGUCAACUGAGAGUGAGAUGAGUUACCAUGUAACAUCAGAAUCUCCAGAUAAUAAGUUUGAAGACAACGUUACAGAUAAAAAGGAAAUCACAACUGAAAAAGUUGAUAUUUAUGCAACAGUAACAGAAUCAGUCACGGAUAAGGAAAGUGAAUAUACCAAACCUCCGAAACAAAAUGAAAUUGAAAUUGAAAAAUCAACAACCUCUAGUAUAAGCCUAGAUGACACUAAAAAAGAUGAAGCAAUAGAACAAGUUUCAGAAAUGUAUGGAAUGAAAGAUGAAACGUCAUCCGUUUCCACUGAAGUUAUAACUAAAGUAACAGAGAAAACCACAAUAGAGUUUAAUGAAGCUACAGAAAUGUACGAAUUACCACAAACAACAAAUGAACCUCUUAAAGAAAUUGUAGAAAUAGAAAAAGAAAAACCCACUGAAAUACCAGAAACAUAUAAGCCCCAAGAAGAAAUGACAGACGAUAAUCGUCAAGCACCAGAUGCUACUCAAUCUACUGAACUUUACGAGACAGAAGAUGAUACAGUUACAACAGAUACAAUCAAAGUUACUACGGAAUUAAUUGAUCGGACGACGGAAGCUUCCUUACAAAUGCAAACAAAAUCUGAUGAAGUUCCUAAACAUACACCCCAGGAAAUUAUAACUGAAAAACAUGAAACAUACACUGAAUCUUCUGAAUACAUUACAACUAAAUUAGAACAAACCACUUCUGAAUUAUCUAAACAGCAUGAAAAUACUCUAUCUACAACUCAAUAUAACUUAGAGAUGACGGAACAACCCAUUACAGAAAAAGAAUUCACUUUCACUGAGAGUUCGGAAACCUUAGUAACAAAAUCCGAAGAAACUACUCAUGAAAUUGUACAACCUGAAUCGGAAAAUGAAGAUAUCCAUGCAGAAACAACGGAGCAAGUCAUAAAAGAAUUAGACGUGACAUCAAUCAGACCGAUUACAGAAAUUCCAAAAAUACGCACUACAUCCGAAGAAUCAUUUACCAAGGAUUAUGAAAUAAAACAAGAGAUUACUUCUGAAUUACCCACAAUUAUUACAACAUUAGCGGGAGAAUCCAUUACCACGAUAAAUAUAACCGAAGAACAAGACAUCCUUACGAAAGAAACAGAAAAACCGACAAUUGAGAAAGAUUCGCAUGUUUCUGAUGAUAUUAUUUUCGAAACAUCAACUGCUGCGAUUGGUGUAAGUUUAACGGAUAAAUUAGAUGUUGAUAUGACAGAAUCCACUCCAGCUAAAACUAUAACAGAAAAACAAAGUUUUAUACUACCUACAAGCGAGUCAAAUAAAGUCGAUGAACUGGAUUAUGAAUCUCACAAAUUAGCGACAACGUUAAAAGAAAAUAUGUUUACUCAAGGAAUAACUACUGAAGAGGUCAUUGAAGUUACCGAAAAACAGACCAAAUCUCCUUUAGAAAGUGAAGAAAAACCUCAAAUAACAUCGACAGAAAUGCAAGAAAAACUAACUUCAGUAAGUAUUGACAAUGCCAUGGAUACCACUACUCAUCAACCAUCUCAAGAAAAAGAUGAAUCUCUUAAAACAACUUCUGGUUAUUCCACAAGCCAAAGUGAUCAUACAACUAUACAGUAUGUAAGCGAAACUCAAAAAAUAAACACAAUAAAAGAAUCUCAGCCACAGUUAGAUUCUUCUACGAUAACUUCUCUCUUUGAAGACAAGCUUGAAGGAUCAACAGACCUAAAUAUACUAAAAGAAAAUACACUUAAUGAAAUAACCACCAGUUCUCCCCAAGAUAAACAACAAGAGAAGGAGAAGGAUACUACAUUACUUACAGAGUCUGAAACUGCUUUACCAGAUAUAGAAAGAACAACAGUUGGCUUAGUGCCUGAAGAAGAAAAAGAAACUGAGCCUCAAUCAUACGUUACUGAGAGCCUAAUAACUGAUCUGGAUACUGAUAAACAAUCCACAGUUGUGAUCAUUGAUGGCCAACUAUAUAAAACAACCGAAAAAACUGUUGCAGAAGAAGAUAACUUACUACCAUCAACGCAUAAGUAUAGCACCGUAGAAGAUAUUGCCAAAGAAUCAACUUUGCAAUCUUCAUAUGACGUAUCUACUGAAAAAACAAAUUUACAAGAUACUUCUGAAAUAAGAAUUCCUAUGGAAGUAGAUACAACGAAACCAGAAAUGUAUACAAAGUAUGAUGAAUCUAGCACAACGGAAACUGUAAUAGAUAAGCAAGAGAAAGAAAGAGUUACUGAACUGCCAGACUUUUAUAUAACAUCCAAAGAAUCGGACUCAAGCCCUAUUCAAAAAGAAAAACUAGAUGAGACACAACAAUUAACAGGAUCUGAUGAAGAUAACGAACCACUUACAACACCUACAACUGUUCAAAAAGAAGAAGAGAAAACAAUUACAACAUCGCCCAUAUUAUUAGUUACAGAUAUUGACAGUGAAAAAGAAACUAUAAUAUCAGAGAAGAAUGAAGCUGAGAUGGAAUUAACAACCAAAAUAUAUGAUGAUAAAUUCUCAGAAACGGAAAAGGACCAGACAAUGAUAUCCGAUUUGUACACCACUGAACCACAAACACAGGCGUCUGAAAAUCCUGAAGAUAUAAACUCUCAAUAUCAAACAAUCAGCUCAGAAAAAAUUAUAACGACAGAAAAUCCAGAAUAUUUAUCCACUUCCAAAAUACCUGAGACUACUUUAUCUUCAUUAGGAGAGGUAGAAAAAGCAGAUGAACAAGAAAUAACGUCAGAGAAGGAAGUUCAUGAAAUUGAUCCAGUAAUUAACUUACAAACAACUCCACCAGAAUUAGAAAUACUAAGCACUACAUUUGUAACAAAAGAAGAUGAAACAUUUAACACAGAAAAGGAAAAAACAACAGUGAAAUCGAUUGUAGAUUUUGAAAAAUAUACUUCUUAUCCUCCUGAAUACCAAGCAACUGUUUUAGUACCGAAAGAAGAGAUAACAACUGAAUUGAUCAGCAAAGAAAUUUCGACAAUACCUCCAAAAGUAUUGGAUAAAGAAAAGGAUGAUUUUGAGGUCACUGAACUGUAUGGAACCACCCAACAAGGACCUUCUACGAUGCUUCCUGAAAUACAUCACCAUGAAAUGAUAACAGAUAAAGAAAUAUCUACAGAAUCCUUUGAAGCAGAAUCUCAUACAAUUACAACUAUUAAGCCAACUGUAGCAGAAGAGGAGCAUAUUGAAGAUGACACUCGUACACACACUUCGACUGAAAAUAUUCUUACAGAUAAGUCGACAGUCCCUCUCACAGACUCAAAAGAAUCUGAUGUUGCAGAACAAGAACACAAACCUACUGAUAUUCCUGUUUUCACUGAAAUACACACUUUGCCUGAUGUAAAUGUUAUUACAGAAAAACAUGAAAUAACCGAAACUGAUUCCUUAACUGAGAAAAUUGAGACUACCGAAACACAAACCGGUGAUCAAAAGGAUAGUAGUACUGAAUCGUCAAAAGAAAUAACUAAAGUGCCAGAACCAACUGAAACAGAUUACCAAAAAUUAACUACUGUAGUUUCCAACGAUGUAAAAGUUUCCACAACAAACGAAUUUGAAACGGAAUAUUCGCAAACAACAGAAAUUUCACAUCACACAGAACCAACCUCUUUAAUCACAGACAAUAAAUCACAGUUAGAUACAAAGGAUGAAUCAAUUACUUCAAUUACUGAAGAUUCUAGCACUAUAACAACAGUUCCAGAAAAAGAACAAACAGAUCGACCAGAUAUAUACAGUACAGUAUCGGCUAUCGAAUUACAAACUGACGAGUCUGUAACUCAAAAAGAAACGAAUAAAACAGCGACUGAGAUAUCCCCGACACCUUUGUCAAAUGUUAAUGUACCUACUCAAUCAUCAUCAGAAAUAUAUGACAUUUCAAGUGUGACAGAAGAUAAUAAACAAACUACAGACUCAGAAUAUACAGAAUUUAGUAAAACUACUUCGUUCUUAGUUGAGCUUGAAGAACAUACACACAGCGUAGUAGAUGAAAUUACAACAAAAGCUACAUUAGAAGAAAUUGCUACAACAGUACAUUAUGAGCCACAGCAACCAGAACGUGGUGAUCAAAUUUCUGAAGAUUUAAGCACACCCAAAGAAGAAUACCAGACGAGUGAACCUUCAAAAACAACAGAAGACGUAUUGAAAGUAGACAAGACAAAGCCAGUUACAGAUAUUCAAGAAGAAAUUGAUGCUAAUAUUAAAACUACAAAUACCCCAAUUCAAAAAUUACCUACAUCAACGUCCACUUAUGAGUCACAAGAAACUAAAAAAGAUUCUACUGUACACGAGGAAAAUAUAGUAACAUCAACUUCACAAGUAAUGAAGGAAAACGAUUUUACAACUGAAUCAGUUGAAAUACAGAAAAUAUCAUCUACAACAUUACCGGAUGUACCAGAUUCAUUUGAUAAAGAUAUUAGUUCCGAGAAACCACUGAAACCGGAGAUAUUUGAAGAAAAAGAAACAUCAGAAUUCGCAAAAGAUACAACCAGUAAAAUUAACGAAGAAACCUCAACGUAUUCGACCUCACAUAUCACCAAACCUAAAGAUAAGCCUAUUGAUACAACCGUGGCUCCAGCCAUAGAGGAAGUACCUAAGCCUGGAUUUACCGAUGAUAGUAAUGAAGGAAUACCAUCUCCAGAUUUUCCUCCGACUGGUGGGUAUGGACAAGAACCUGAUUAUAUUGACGAAGAUCAGGCAUUUGGCCCGGGAACCUGUCGGUAUGGCGGGAAAGUUUAUGUUUCCGCCCAACAAAUUCCACGAGACGACCCUUGUGACUUCUGCUUCUGCUUUAGAAGUGAUAUUAUUUGCUUGCAACAAAGUUGUCCUCCUCCUAUUCACGGAUGUCAUGAGGAGCCGAUACAAGGCUUUUGUUGUCCACGUUAUGAAUGUCCAGUAUCAAUGGCAACUACACUUAACGUUACUACAACAACAACUACAACUACUACAACCUUACCUCCACAUUUCCUCCCACAUGCUUAUAAAGGCGCAGCUCAACGAAGAGGUUGUCAAAUUAAAGGUCAUACGUAUAAGGUUGGAGAAGUCGUUCGGGCCUCAUCAGGACCAUGUUUGCAUUGCACGUGUGGAGGCGAUGGCCAAAUGAAAUGUGAUCCUAAAGCUUGCACACCGGAACCGAUGUUGAGACAAAUGAUCGCGGCCGCUGUUUCCGCAAAAAGACGAAGAUGAAAAACCUUAGAAGUAUUUUCAGCUGCAUGAAGAACAUCAUCAUAGAAGUUGACAUUUUUGUGAUAUCAAUUUUCAUGUAUUCUUUUAUGCACAAGAAUAAUGCUCAAAUUUCGCGAUGAAUUAGUUUAAGAUUUCGUGUCAUAUGUAGUAAUCGCUAUUAUUUUACAAUUUAAAUCCAUAUUAUCGUGGCACGCACAACCAAUAUUUUACAAUAAGUCUACCAUGACUGUGAUUAAAGUAUAAUAUAUAAUUAUUUUCAAAUUUUCAUUUUAAAUUUUGAUGUGUAAUAAAUGUUUAAUUGUUGUAAAAAGUCAGUGCCAAACGAUAGCGCUAAGUUAUAACGACUACGCCCUUAUAAAGAUGUUCUAAAUUUAAAAUAUUUAUAAAUGUAACUGACCUUAGAAAGCUGUGCCAACUAAUUACAAUAUAUAUGUAAUACAUUACAAAUACAAAAAGCUUUAUAGGUCAGCUUAGAUCGCCGAAAUCUUGACCAUUUUACAUAUUAUAAACAAUUUUUUUUACCCAUAUAAGUUUAGUCAAUUCUUUAUUUUUACACGAUGCUAUGCAAAAUGUUCUAAUAUCGUGUAAAUAUAGAGUAAAUUAAGGAUUCCAGAUGUUGUAAAUGCCUUACUUAAUUUGUAAUAAUUUAUAUAUUUUAGAUGUAUAGUACUUAAGCCAUGUUUCGAGACCAGUGACUACUUAUUAUAAUUUAGGAGUAAAACAAGGCCCUUUUCGACACUUUUGAAAAGUUUCAGUCGAUGCAUCGAUUUUCGAUACAGCCUUGGCCGUCACUUUUCUUAUUUUCGCAUCUUAGAGAAAAUGACAGACUACUUGUUUUCUCUAAUUUGUGAGAUUUAUACUAGCACUUAUUCAGUAAUAGUGGCCGAUAAUAAUCGUUUUGGAAAAAUCUUUACAUGAAAACUAAACGAUAAAGUAGAAUCUUUUAUAACUUUUUAUAUAAAAGUGCUGGUAGUAUAUUAAUAUUUGAUAAGCAGAUCGAGGUGGGUACGGAGGUUUCUCGACUAUUGUAAUUGUUAUUCGAUUAAAAUGAAAUAAUCGAUUACAUUAAUUCGUACCAACCUUUUUCUGUAUAAUGAGGUUGUAGUUAUAUCUCCUUAUUUAUUUAAAGUUAUAGCAAUAGUGAUACAUAUUUGUUUAAACUGGUGAUAAUUGUACUGUUUCUAAAGUUGUCUAUGGUUAACAGCAGUUCAAUAUGAAAUGUAAUGUCAAUUAUAUAUUAUUUUGUUCGAUUUAAUUAUAUCUUUUACCGAACAUUCAUAGCUAGGAUCUAGCUGCCUGUACAACUUAUGCAAACGAGUUUUAAAUAAAAUAUUUCAAAUCAAA